UACCACUUGUUUCUUCCCCUACAACUCCAUGUUAUGCAACAUAACCCUCAAGUCAUUGCAUUUAAUGCACAUUUACUUAUUUGUUUCUACAAAUACUCCUUGAUUUACCAAUACAAUUGUUCUCAAAAGAGUAUACUAUCUAUUUGUCUAUGAGAAUGUUAGUCACAUACCUUUUUUUUCUUUCUGAGCAUUUCCUGCAAUGCAUAUUGCAGUGCCAUGCAUCUUGCCAGCACUAAUCAACAUGAUCAACAUAUCAAGUUGGUGAACAAACCACAUUUCUCUAUCAAGACCGAUGACAUAAAAGGUUUUGAAUCCUUACGAAGUAAUUUUCCAAUAAUGAAUGAAGGAAAAAAUGUGAAGACUUUCUUGGUCAAUAAUCAAAAGUCAGGAAAAGAAAGAUACAAUAACCCAAAAAUGCUCAAUGCUAUAAGAAAAGAUUAUGUUGCUUCAGAAAUCAAAACACUGGGCUCAGUUUAUAGGAAAGUUUCUCGCAAAUUACCUAGGGAGAAAAAUUCUGAAUUUAACUUGGACUAUUCACUACCCAAAGUGCAUCCUCCUUCAAAUAACUAGGUAAUAAAGUCAACAAUUUAUUACACAACUUUGUUGACUGUAUGUGUAGCCGAAAUAUGAGGAAGAAAAUAAUUUGUAUCUAUCAUCUAUAAUAGUAUCAUGUGGCACCGAUUUGAAAUAAUGCUUUUAUUCUGCUUCUUCAGAUUAAUGCAUUGGACAAAAUCUCGAAGGGAAAUAAAAUGAUUACAAAGAUUCAUUUCAAUAA
This is a messenger RNA of Lathyrus oleraceus (garden pea), 775 nucleotides long. RefSeq lists its product as uncharacterized. The transcript is spliced from 2 exons. NCBI's taxonomy places the organism in Eukaryota, Viridiplantae, Streptophyta, Magnoliopsida, Fabales, Fabaceae. The coding region runs from base 217 to 570 and encodes 117 amino acids. The record is from RefSeq and is a predicted model, not a curated record.